AUGUCCAAGGUUGACACGAUAAUGUUAAGGUUUCGCCCCAUCGCCCCCAAACCCCUUCCAGCCGGCGCUUUUUCCGAUGCGUCCUCGUCCGAGAGCGGCGACGCGUUCUCCAGAUCCGGUGGAGCCAAAAGAAAACACGUGAAAGAUAACGGCACCGGCAAACGGUGCAGUCGAGGGAUCCGGCGGAGAAGAACAGCGCCUCCGCCGGUGGUAACUCUCCCGCUGCUGCCGGAGACUCCGGAUCCGAAGGCUCCCGCCGAAGAAAGGAGCAAGAACGUGCCGGUGUGGCUGAGCUUCGAGAACCACGCCGAUGAUCCUUCGGAGGUGGAUCGACGGUGGUGCCUGCCGGCGGUGGCAUCAGGAGGGUCGGUGGUGAUGGUGGAGUCCGUGACGGAAACGUGGCAGGAGGAGGGGGAGGGGUUGGGGAAUAGAGACGAGGAGAGGAAGGUGAGGCUGGGAGAGGACACGUGCCCCUCGUUCAUAUCAGACGGGUACGGGAGGGUGACGUGGACGAAUGGGGCGUACAAGGAAUCGGUGGGUGAGGGAGGAGUAUGGUUGACAAUGAAGGUGAGCGUACCGUAUCAGUUCCGCGGGUUCACGUGCAGGGUAAGGGUGCAGUACGCGUGUGUGAAAGAGAGAACAGUGCCAUGUGAUGUGUGGAGAAUGGACAAUGGUGGGUUUGCAUGGAGAUUAGACGUUAAGGCUGCUCUUAGCUUGAGCUUAGCCUUAGCUUUGUAA
Molecule: messenger RNA, 738 nt
Organism: Abrus precatorius (Indian licorice)
Lineage: Eukaryota; Viridiplantae; Streptophyta; Magnoliopsida; Fabales; Fabaceae
Exons: 1
Coding region: 1-738 (245 amino acids)
Source: RefSeq, a predicted model, not a curated record